UUCAUCUCGCAUUUUGUGUCACGGUGCCACCGGGCGAGAAGCGACACACUGCUGCUGCUGCUGCUGUGCGUCAGGGGGGGAUAUACCCGUCACCAUCCUUUACGGUCAAAGCGACAUCCCUCCGUGGGCAAUGACAUUUGCAGAUUGAAGUGGGAAAUUCAAGAUCACAACAGCAAAAAUGACGGUGGACUUUGAAGAAUGUAUAAAAGAUUCGCCCAGAUUCAGGGCCGGAAUCGAUGAUGUGGAGACAGACGUGGUGGAAAUCGAGGCGAAGCUAGACAAGCUGGUGAAGCUGUGCAGCGGGAUGAUCGAGGCCGGCAGGGUCUAUGUCAGCGCCAAUAAACUCUUUGUGAACGGCAUCAGAGAUCUGUCCCACCAGUGCAAGAAGGAGGAGAUGAUAUCGGAAUGCCUUGAAAAGUGUGGAGAAAGCCUCCAGGAGAUUGUCAACUAUCAAACGAUUUUGUUUGACCAGGCUCAGAGGUCGAUCAAACAGCAGCUUCAUACCUUCAUUAAGGAGGAUAUCCGUAAGUUCAAGGACACCAAGAAGCAGUUUGACCGCGUGCGCGAGGACAUGGAGCUGGCUCAAGUGAAGAACGCUCAGGCACCGAGGAACAAGGUGCACGAAGCAGAGGAGGCCACGCAGGCUCUCAUCCUCAGCCGCAAAGCCUUCAGGCACCUCGCCCUGGACUAUGUGCUGCAGAUUAAUGUCCUUCAAGCUAAGAAGAAGUUUGAAAUCCUUGACGCAAUGCUGUCCUUCAUGCGAGCCCAGUAUACUUUGUUCAAGCAAGGCUUCAACAUUUUAGAUGAGAUUGACCCCUACAUGAAAAAGCUGGCUGCACAGUUGGACCAGCUGGUGAUCGACUCUGCCAUGGAGAAGAGGGAGCUGGAGCACAAACACGCUCUCAUCCAGCAGAGGACUCUGAUGCAGGAUUUUUCCUACGAUGAUCCCAAGCUUGAAUUCAAUGUGGAUGCACCCAAUGGGGUCGUCAUGGAGGGCUAUCUGUUCAAGAGAGCCAGCAAUGCUUUCAAAACUUGGAACAGGCGGUGGUUUUCAAUCCAAAACAGCCAGCUGGUCUACCAAAAAAAAUUCAAGGAUUCUCUGACGGUGGUGGUUGAGGAUCUGAGGCUGUGCUCAGUCAAAACAUGUGAAGACAACGAGAGGAGAUUCUGCUUUGAGGUGGUUUCGCCCACAAAGAGCUGCAUGAUGCAAGCAGAGUCUGAGAAGCUGCGGCAGGCUUGGAUCCAGGCGGUCCAGGCAAGCAUCGCUUCUGCUUACAAAGACAUCGGCGACAACUAUUACAUUGAGCGUUUGGACCGGACGGCUUCGCCGUCCACCAGCAGCAUUGACUCUGCCAGCGAGCCCCGGGACAGGGGGGAGAGGGCGGACAAGGCGUGCCGGAGCGGCGGAGAGUCUCUCCUGCAGCGGGUGCAGAGCCUGCCAGGCAACGAGCUCUGCAGCGACUGCGGCCAGGCGGCUCCUUGCUGGGCAUCAAUCAACCUGGGCGUGCUGCUUUGCAUCGAGUGCUCGGGAAUCCAUAGGAGUUUAGGCGUCCAUUUCUCUAAAGUGCGCUCGUUGACGUUGGACUCGUGGGAGCCAGAAUUACUCAAGCUCAUGUGUGAGUUGGGAAACACUGUGAUCAACAACAUUUACGAGAGAGCCUGCGAGGAACUCGGAGUUAAAAAACCGGGACCGUCUAGCUCAAGGCAGGAGAAAGAGGCCUGGAUCAAGUUUAAGUAUGUUGAGAAGCGCUUCCUGAAGAAGCUGAGUGGGAGUGAGGCGCUGGUGGAGGGAGAGAGGAAGUCACGCCCCUGGAUGGUGAAGAAAUGCCAGCGACACAGCAGCUCUGUGCGGGCCCCCAACAAGGCCCGCAGGAAGUACCAUCGCUAUGAGCCUGGCAGCGCCUCUCCUGCCAACCUCACAGCAGCCGCCGCAGCAAAAUUUCGACGGGACUCCCUGUUCUGCCCAGACGAGCUGGACUCACUGUUUUCCUACUUUGACACCGGCUCUGGUCCUCGCAGUCUCAGCAGCGACAGCGGCCUGGGAGGAAGCACAGACGGCAGCACCGACAUUCUUGUGUUUGGCAGUGUGACGGAGGAAGAAGAGGAGUCGGAGGAGUCCUCCAGCGGGGAAGUGGAGAUCGAACAGGAGGGGUCUUCGGAUCCCGAGGAUCCCAGGGAGUUGCAUCCUGGGGCACUGCUCUAUCGCUCCUCUCGUCUCCACAAUUUGCCCCUCAUGGCAGAGGCACUGGCGCACGGUGCUGAUGUGCACGCUACCAACGAAGAAGAGGAGGGAAAAACGGCCCUCAUUCAGGCUGUGGUCGGGGGCUCUUUAAUCGCUUGUGAGUUCUUGCUACAGAACGGAGCUGAUGUGAACCAGAGAGACAUGAGAGGCAGGGGCCCGCUUCACCACGCGACCUACAUGGGCCACACUGGACAGGUGUGUUUGUUUCUGAAGAGAGGAGCAUCGCAGACGGAAGUGGACGAGCAGGGUAACGAUCCCCUCAGCAUCGCUGUUCAGGCUGCCAACGCAGACAUCGUCACGCUGUUGCGACUGGCGCGGAUGAACGAGGAGAUGCGCGAGGCGGAGGCUCCACUGGGUCAACCAGGGGUUUCCACAGGCAGCAGGAAAGAUAAACACAAGGAUGUUCGGGAUAAAGUGACAUCUCCAGCGCUGAUGUCUUUCGCGAGUUUUCUGUCCUUGCGUCUCUCCAGCCCGAGAAGCUGAGGAGAAGAAGCAUACAAUUCAGCCUUUGUCAGAAGCCGUAAUGACCGACAGACCACCUCUUCGUUGCCCGUUCUUUAGUUCAUAUGUGUUAUAAUAGAAGCAGUUAUAAUCUCUGUGCUGGACUAUAAUAUGAUUACUGCAUGUUUUAUUACUUAAACUGCUGGAAAGGCUUAACCUUCAUUCCUUGACUCCUGCUUUUCUAGUAAGAUAGCUCAUCAUAGAUUGCUAAAUAUUUAAAGGACUCAAGAGGCAAUAAAUCUUAGCUUCUGCAUUGUAUUCUGCACUCUCAGUAUAUGGAAGUGCAUCUCUAAUCUUUGGCAUCUCACUUCCUAUAUUAAUUUAUUAAUUUGUUUUUUUCUCUGUUUUGCAAAUUAAUUAGCACACUAAUGAAAUGGCUGGGGAUUUUUUUUCUUUUGUUAUCAGCAAUAAGUUAAGUUUGUGCUCAAACGUGACACUGUCUCGUACUUCAAAGAAAAACAACGGUGAAGGAUGCCAUGAUGUUUCAGCUUUGCAUUUUUUCUCGAUGAGAUUAAGUUUGGUUGUUGGUCACGCCAAAAUCUCAAGUCUAUGCCAAGGAAUUGGAAUGAUGCUAAAAAGUUUAUUUAUUUCAGUUAUAGAAAAAUGGAGAGAUUAUGAUGAUGAUGGCUUACAGAUAAUGAAACCCAGAAUUCAGUUUCUCUGUUGAAUAGAAUAAAAUCACAAAAUGAAAAAACAGCUGUUUAAGUGUGAGUCGACUGAAAAGUUUGUCUAUAUCAGCUUGUGUCUCUGCUGAUGCCAGGUUGAUUUAAUAAUGGCCUUCAAACAAUCUGCAUUGUUGGGUCUGGCGUUUCUCAUCUUCCUUUGUGCAAGUCUUUAUCAACUCUCUCUGGUCUUUAAAUUGGGUGAUUUUGCUGACCAAUCAGUUACACCACUGAACCAGCUUUUAGUGUAUUUACCAAUGUAGGUAGAUGUCCAUUCCUCCUGGAAAAUGAAAACAACAUAUCCAAAGCAUGAAGUGUUCUUAAAUUUGCUGGUUUGUUGGCUGCAUGUUGCUUAAGCAUCUUUUUCUCCCCCCAAAAAAAUAGUCAGAUCAACUUGGAUAUAAAGUGACCAUUAUAAAUAAAAAAUUUAAAACUUGAGCCUGCAGCCAUCUAAACUUUUUUCUUUUUUUUCUUUGAAAUUUUAGAUCUUCUCUUGAUCCCAGUCAUAACCAGAAUCUGACCAUUAAAUCAUCUUUUGUUGGUGUCUAAAAAUAAAAGAAAGCUUAAAGAGCAUUCAGAAAUGGUUUUGCUGGUUUAUUCGCACUCCAUGAUGAUUAUGCAUCUCAGAGUAGAAAUUAAAUAAACAAAGAAGCAAAUUUCAAGGUUUGUGUGAAUAUUUUGUGCAGUCUGUUUUAAGUUUAAAUUCGGUAAAUAAAGAACCUUCUU
This is a messenger RNA of Poeciliopsis prolifica (blackstripe livebearer), 4131 nucleotides long. Its product is annotated as arf-GAP with coiled-coil, ANK repeat and PH domain-containing protein 3-like. Gene Ontology annotation, cellular component: cytoplasm. The record is from RefSeq and is a predicted model, not a curated record. The coding region runs from base 179 to 2725 and encodes 848 amino acids. The transcript has 26 exons. NCBI's taxonomy places the organism in Eukaryota, Metazoa, Chordata, Actinopteri, Cyprinodontiformes, Poeciliidae. Gene Ontology annotation, molecular function: protein binding; GTPase activator activity.